Schistosoma turkestanicum is the source of this 2287-nucleotide messenger RNA. The record is from the annotation of a GenBank genome assembly. NCBI's taxonomy places the organism in Eukaryota, Metazoa, Platyhelminthes, Trematoda, Strigeidida, Schistosomatidae.
GCAAUCUGUAGGUCACACCUGUGUCCUUCGGCCUUGUAUGAAGUUGACAUCUGUGUGAAGUGCAGACUUUUUUCCCAAAUUGUUCGAAUAAAUUUUUACCAAACAUGCUGGAUGUCUUUGUAAUAGCUCCAUCGUAAAGAAAAUAUGCUUGUUGAGUUCAGUGAUUUAGAACAUGCAGGAUAAUCAAAGUCUUCGUGUUGCUUAUUAUCGUCUACAUCCUGGACGUAACAGAUUUUGCUGUCAUGGCAGAGGAGUCUUUUCCCGGGAUAUGUGUAUAUUCACUGUUAGCCUUCUUUUAAUUGUUGGGGUCACAGUUCUAUUCUUCACUUUUGAAUGUCGUCUUCUGACUCCAGUCUUGACUCCUGCUGUUCCUAUUUUAGCAGCAAUCCAAUUCUUAUAUGUUGUUACUGCAUUUCUUCGUUCAGCAUUCACAGAUCCGGGAAUUAUACCACGAGCUACACGUCCUGAAAUGGAAUGGACUGAAAUGUCGAUCGGUACUGGAAAUAUACCUAUAAAUGACUUGAAUAACAAAAAUGAACAUGAUUUAAACACAGUUCGAACUUAUCCACCCGGUGCUAGGACACGUCAAAUACUUAUUGGAGAUCAUCUAGUCAAAAUUAAUUAUUGUCAUAGUUGUCGAUUUUUUCGUCCACCUAGAGCAUCACAUUGCUCUUCAUGUGAUAAUUGUGUUGAACGUUUUGAUCAUCAUUGUCCAUGGAUUGGAAAUUGUGUUGGCCAAAGAAACUAUCGUUAUUUUAUAUUGUUCAUAUAUUCCCUGAGUAUUUAUUGUCUUUAUAUUUUGAUAUUUUCUAUAGUCAAUCUAAUUUUAUUAUACGAAAAAUAUGGAGAUAUUGUAACAGCUAUCAAGAUUUCUCCAGCUUCAAUCAUUGAGAUAUUGAUCGCUUUCUCUGCAAUGUGGACAGUAUUCGGUUUAUCCGGCUAUCAUACAACAUUAAUGUGUCGAGGAUUUUCCACACAUGAAGAUAUACGUCAUUUUCCACGAAUAUUAAAACAAGCUGGUCAUAGGAAUCCUUAUUCACGUAAAAAUAUGUUCUGUAAUUUUAUUUAUACACUUUGUGGUCCACAAAUGCCGAGCCUUUUACGUGGUUGGCGGAAAGUUGAUGAAGAUUCAUGGCCAGUCGGUGCUAAAGAAUUGGAUUCUUCUUCAAAUGGACAUAUUCGUGAUUCCACAGACAAUCCAUCAAAUGUAUCUUCUGUUAUUAGCAAGCAUAAUCCACCUAUUCCUUUACCUAUCGAUAUGUUAAAUAAUAUCAAUGCUUUGCAUCACAAUCCUUCAUAUGAUCGAUCAUCUCAUCUCUCUGAAUCACCACCACAACUCCCAAUUAUUCGUCAAGAUGAAUCAUCCAGUGUUUAGACAUGCGAAUUCAAUUUUACAAACUAUGUAUUAUGUAUGUAUAUAUAUAUAUAUAUUUAUAUACUACUUAUAUCGUCCGUCUAUAUGUAUUCAUCAAAUGAGAAUCCAGUUCAAGUUGCUUCAAUAAAUAAAUUGAUGCCUACUAUCGUAACUGCUUAUUCCAUUGCACAGUACAUCAAAUCAUCAUUGAUAUUGGUUCGAUAAUCUUAUUGCCUUCAUACGCAUUAUAUAUAUAUAUAGACUUUAAUGCUUUUCCUUGUAAAUUUAUAUGAUAGAUGUCUUUUUUUUUAAAAGAAAAAUUUGUAAUUCAGAUUUAUACUGUUAGUUAUUUAAUUUUUUAUUUUUUAAAAAUAACAUUUAUUUAAAAUUAUCAGUUUUCGAAAACAUCAACUACUGACUAACUAACUAUAAUAGUCAAUCAGUCAGUAAGUAGUGUUUUCAUUUUACACAAAGUAAUUUUUAUAUUUAAUAAUCUAUUGUUGUAAUACUACUGCAAUGAUUUUAUAUUUGUGUUGUCAAUGAUUUGCUUUGAUUGGUUAACUGACUGACCGAAUAACUGACUGACUCACUGACUGACUGAAUUUUGAUUUGAUUGGUUAGCUGACUGACCGAAUAACUGACUGACUGACUGACUAUUCAAUGUACAUUUUUUAAUGUUGUUGUUGUUGUUGAUAUUUCCACUCAAGAUAACAUGAACACACACACACACAUGUAAAUUAUUAUGCUCUGCUUUUGUGUCUCCUUCUUCUAGUUUAAGUUGUUUUAUAAAUUUUUUUUACAAAAAAAAUAAAACAGAAAGACAAGAAGCAAAGAUUUCUUUCUAUAUGAUUUCUCUAUAUUCUCUCUCUCUCUCCUUGUCUGUUUGUGUCUUUUCAGAGUUUUUCUAUCAUUAUUAUUAUUAUUAUUAUUAUU